AUCAUCAUGAAGGGACUCAGACUGCUCGCGACUUUUCUCGCCUCUGUAUGCUUCACUAACGCUAAAUACGAAGGAUGGCAAGUGUGGAGAGUGGUACCGCCAACGAUUCACACAGAACAUGGCUGAGAGAAAUAGAAUCGAAUCUUGGAGAUGCGCUUGACUUCUGGUCGAGUAUUUCCAAGAUACCUGGCGAAGCAGUCGAUAUCAUGGUCCCGCCCCUAUUCCACGGUACGCUCCCUGACGUCAUGAAGAACAUGGGACUGCCAUAUAAGGUCACCAUCUCUGACGUCGGUAAACUCAUAGCCAAUCAGAUGUCUGCGAUUAAUGAGAGGCGGGAUCGCGAGCCACGGAUAAGCUCAUUGGCGGACUUUGAUUAUAACGUGUAUCAUCCAUACGAUGAGAUUCAGCAGUGGGUGUCUGACAUAGCAGAAGAGUAUUCUGACAUCAUCUCACCUUUCUUAUUGGAUCACUCCUACGAAGGGCGGGCAAUUAAUGGAUUCAAAAUCCGAGGAACUGGAAGCCAAUCUGAAAACCCAACUGCGGUAUGGUUUGAGGGCGGUAUUCAUGCCCGAGAAUGGAUCUCACCAGCUACUGUCAUGGGAUUCACUCAAAAGCUUCUUAACGACUACAGAAAUGGCGACACCUUGGCAACGAACAUGCUUGACAAUAUAGACUGGUACAUUGUUCCAUCUCUCAAUGUCGACGGCUAUUCAUACACAUGGGGACCUGACCGUUUGUGGAGGAAGACUCGUUCACCGAACCAGGGCUCCUCCUGUACAGGAAAGGAUCCAAACAGAAACUGGGCAUUCGAAUGGGGAGGCGCUGGUACCAGUCCCUGGCCGUGCUCAGACAAGUUCCACGGUCCGAAUCCACUCUCGGAGCCCGAGGUGGCCGCUGUGACCAGGUUCCUAAGGGAACGCAAAUCACAGGGCCAGGACUUCAUCGUCUUCAUCGAUUGGCACAGCUACUCCCAGAAGAUCAUCGCACCAUGGUCGUACAAGUCCGUCGGUACGCGCACCGAGGACUACGAUGACCAGAUGGCCUUCGCUCAAGCUGUCGCAGAUGCGAUCAACGGUGUCCAUGGCACAGUGUUUACCUAUGGAGCCGGUGCAGAAAUCAUGUACGCGGCGGCAGGGUCGAGCAAAGACUUCGGUUACGCGGACUUCGUCGCGAUGGGCGAAGAUACGGACGGCGGCCUCGGCUGCAAGUAUUCGUACACCAUUGAACUCCGAGACACGGGCGAGUACGGACAGCUCCUACCGGAAUGGCAGAUUCAGCCGGUAUACGAGGAGAUCUACGCUGCCGUGCGCGCCAUGGGCGACCAUAUCUUGAGAGAACUGGGUUUCAUCGCAUUGAUAUGGCGGAUAAGACCAGCAACCGAGCACCAUCUUGAAUGGUUGAGUGACCUUGAACGGACUAGAGGUGAAGAGUUUGAUUUCUGGACCCCUGUCCUUAAAAUACGAAAUCACCCUGUCGAUGUAAUGGUACGACCCGAGCUCCAGGCCCCUCUGCGCAUGCUCUUGAAGCAUAAGGGGCUGGGUUUCGAUGUCAAUAUAGAUGACGUCAGCGUACUUGUGUCCAAUCAGAUGUCCGAAAUAUCAGAAAGGCGGGAAAGAGAGCGACUGAGUGGGACUGCGUUGAGUACCUUCGACUACAACGUUUAUCAUCCUUACAACGAGAUUCAGCAAUGGGUUGAUGACAUAGCUAGUGAAUAUAGUCAUAUCGUCACACCGUUCCUGCUUGGAGAUUCAUACGAAGGACGACCCAUUAAAGGAAUUAAGAUUCGAGGAACUGGAAGCCAGUCUGCAAACCCACCAGCUGUCUGGUUUGAGGGCGGUAUUCAUGCUCGAGAAUGGGUCUCACCAGCUACUGUAAUGGGAUUCACUCAAAAGCUUCUGGAUGAGUACGACAACGGUGACGACCUAGCUGUCAAAAUGUUCGACAACCUAGACUGGUACAUCGUCCCAUCUCUGAACGUUGACGGAUAUAGCCACACUUGGUUAUCGGAUCGAAUGUGGCGCAAGACCCGGUCAUCAAACCUUGCCUCACCUUGCACUGGUACGGACCCAAACAGAAACUGGCCCUACGAAUGGGGAGGUGUCGGGGCCAGCGCAUGGGAAUGCUCCGAAACCUACCGCGGCUCAAAUGCUCUCUCCGAGAUCGAAGUCGAACACGCCGUCAGUUUCUUACGGGGGAAGAAGGCCGAUGGGCAAGACUUCAUGGUGUUCAUCGACUUCCACAGUUACUCUGAGGUCAUCAUUGCACCUUGGUCGUACCUCGACUCUAAUCCUCGCACCGAAGACUUUGAUGACCAGAUGGUUUUGGCGUCGGCUAUGCAGACCGCCAUGAUGGAUGUGCAUGGUGUCGAGUAUAAGUACGGGGCCGGUGCCGAGAUAUUAUAUGCCUGCUCGGGUGUGACCAGUGACUGGGGUUAUGCCGCCUUCUCCCGAUUCGGAGACGACACCCAAGGCGGACUGGGCGCCAAGUAUUCUUACACCGUGGAGCUUCGUGACACGGGCGAGUACGGGUUCCUGCUACCCGAGAACCAGAUUCAGCCCACCUACGAAGAGAACCACGCUGCAGUGCGCGCUAUAGGGACCCAUGUCCUGCGCGAGCUUGGUGUUACUGUUUAA
Molecule: messenger RNA, 2633 nt
Organism: Strongylocentrotus purpuratus (purple sea urchin)
Lineage: Eukaryota; Metazoa; Echinodermata; Echinoidea; Camarodonta; Strongylocentrotidae
Product: putative metallocarboxypeptidase ECM14
Exons: 19
Coding region: 75-2633 (852 amino acids)
Biological process (GO): proteolysis
Molecular function (GO): zinc ion binding; metallocarboxypeptidase activity
Source: RefSeq, a predicted model, not a curated record